Messenger RNA from Gongylonema pulchrum, 231 nucleotides. NCBI's taxonomy places the organism in Eukaryota, Metazoa, Nematoda, Chromadorea, Rhabditida, Gongylonematidae. The record is from the annotation of a GenBank genome assembly.
AUGUCCGACAUCAUGCACUACAACCAGUCACUGACUGUAUUAAGCGAUAGCGAUUCAUGUGCUGCUGUCAGACUGCGCGACUUGUUUGUUUCCACGGAAAGGUAUUUAUUUGAGAGCACGGACCAAGUGCAUUUGUGCACAUGCCACAAAGACUUUUGUAAUUCAGCGCCUUCCAAUAUUUCCAUUCACUUUUUGAUAUUUUUGAUACGUUUGUUAUACACGCUUUUAUAA